Messenger RNA from Macrobrachium nipponense, 2727 nucleotides. RefSeq names its product homeobox protein Nkx-2.2-like. NCBI's taxonomy places the organism in Eukaryota, Metazoa, Arthropoda, Malacostraca, Decapoda, Palaemonidae. Gene Ontology annotation, biological process: cell differentiation; regulation of transcription by RNA polymerase II. The transcript is spliced from 3 exons. Bases 137 to 1177 code for a protein of 346 amino acids. Gene Ontology annotation, molecular function: DNA-binding transcription factor activity, RNA polymerase II-specific; RNA polymerase II cis-regulatory region sequence-specific DNA binding. Gene Ontology annotation, cellular component: nucleus. The record is from RefSeq and is a predicted model, not a curated record.
CCCGAGCAGAGGCAACUUGUGCGUGAUUCUCUCUCUCUGUCGCUCCACCGCCUGGAAUAUAAUUUCCCAAGGGAACGCGCUUUUAACGUCCUCGGCAGGCACCAGAGGAGCACCUACGCCUUCGUCCAUCUUCGUCAUGAUUACGGUGCAGGAGAAAAGGGCCGCACCGGCCCGGGGAUUCUCAGUUCGAGACCUUCUGCAGCUACACGACGCUCCAACGCCCUGCCCAGACAGAGCCGCCUCGCCAGAGGGAAGACGACCAAACAGCAACGAAGACAGCCUACAGCUGCACGAGCCCCACAGCGCUGUGCAGGCAGCUGCGGACUCCACAGAGCAGCCCACGGCGUCCUUGACCCCUCCGGAGGACGACAUGGAGGCCAUCGAGGUCGAUGACUGCGUCGAGGAGGAGAUGGAGUCGACGGGGCGCAAGCGCAAGCGGCGCAUCCUCUUCAGCAAGGCGCAGACCUACGAGCUGGAGAGGCGCUUCCGCCAGCAGCGCUACCUCUCCGCCCCCGAGAGGGAGCACCUGGCCUCCCUCCUCGACCUCACCCCGACGCAGAUCAAGAUCUGGUUCCAGAACCACAGGUACAAGACCAAGAAGAUGAUCCGGGAGAGGGGCCUCGACGGACCCCUGCCGCCCUUGGGAGCCACCCUCGGCUCCUUCUCUCAGUCCCUUCGCUGCCUGGCGCCCAUGGCCGCCCUCACUAGGGACACCACCAUCACUUCGCCCGCCCACAGACUUCCGGAAUACCUCCUGCCCGGCGACAGGUUACCGGGACUAGAUUGCCACCCGCCUCCUCUUCUGCCUCUGGGACUUCCUCACGCCCAAUUCCCGGGGCUCUUGCCCUUGUUCCCAGUGUGCCCCUUCACCCCGCCCGCCCUCCCAGCCACCUCCCUCUUGAACCAGACCUCCAGCUCCCUCCGAACCUCCUUAUCUUCGUCCAUCACUCCCCCCGCCACUUCCCUCUCGUCGUCCUCCUCCUCCCCGUUCGCGCCUCCGACGUCAACGACGGGGGCGGGGGCAGCAGCAGCAGCAGCCGCAGCCGCAGCAGCCGCAGCCGCAGCGUCCAGUCUCUGCACCUCGACCAGAGCUCCUCCGGCGGUGGCGCAAGACAUCAGCAAAUCACUGUCACUCUCCCGUCCGAGUACCCUGAGAGCAGAAGGGGUGUGCUGGUGAGGCGGAGGGAGGCAGUGAGACUCGCGUCAUUCGAGAAGCGACUGAUUGAUUGAUUGAAUGGAAGAUAUGGACCAUUUCACAGCCUGGCCUGAACGGCAGGUGCCUUUCGACGCCCCUGAGAGAUUCUAAACCAGUCUUUACAACACGCUGUAAGUACUAAUGGAGUAGUGGCAUCACACUGAGUGAACGCAGAAAACAGUGGGGGUUCAUAUGGCAUCAAAAAGGAACGUCCAAACCAUCGGAGGAUAAUUUGAACUUGGCCUAUGUGAAGAAAGGGAACUAUACCUCAGGCGACACUUUACAAAUGACAACCAGGUAAUACACUCGGGCAAUUAACGAAUGCCCCCGAAAAAGGGUGAAUCAGUAGCAUAAACUCAAAUCACGACACCCGACGUGAAAUGGCGGAAACUCCCACACAAGAAGCGAAAAACCUGAAUGGUAAUCACUAAGAGUCUGAGGUGACAUGGCAAGCUUUAACGCAGAUAUCACAAGGCUGACUUGACUGAUUAACAAUUUCCCGGCACUGCAACGAAAUGUUGGUAUAGCACCGUGUCCAUUUUGUUUCCCAGAGAGAAAACGAAAAGCGACACAAUGUCUGUGAGAUUCUGUAUAUGGAGACGAACCAACAAGUGAACAAAUGACGUCGAUUCUUUGAGGUACAAAAAAUGGCAAGAAUUGUGAAAAAAGAUAAAAAAAAAAAAAUAGUGUCCUUUCCAGAGGCUUCUUGCUUAGCAGUACACAAACUUGAAUCAGAAGAGAAGUAAGUAAGAUGGAAGUUUGAGCCUGCAGGGAAGAAAACUACAUUUAUGCCAUUAUGUAGAUGGAUUGCUAAUAAAAGAAAAAUCUCUUGACCAUUCCGUUUAUAACUAGGAGCACAAAGGACAUAUUAUUUAUUAAAGAGGAUGCAGGUAUGUCAGCUCUCCUAUGCAAGGGUUUUCAUAUGGAAAUUACGGCUGCUUAUUUCUGUCACACAAAAAAGGAGACGCAUUCCGUAAGGCGUUUGUUUAUUAUACGGAAAAGAAAUACACGCAUAAAAGAAAAAUGCUUGCCUCCCGCCCUUCUGGUAUAACCCAAAAUUCUAUGGCGGAGAGAGAAAACUAUGGCACGUACCUGUUUUAUCUUUAUAUGAAAGUAAAAACGACACAUACCGUCAUUUCAGUACUUAACCCCUCCUGCUAUUUUGUUUCGUCUUUUACUAAUCACCCAAAGCCAAGGAGGAGUUUACGCCACUCCUCCUUCUUUGAUAAAAUCUCCUUCAAGCCAAGCCAUGCAUUCAACCAGAUUAUCAUCCUUGGUCUCCUAUAUACGUCCUCUUUGUCCAUUUUGUUUCCCCAGAAAGCGGAAAACAAAAGCUUUAGUGGACGCACAAAUGAGGAGAAAAAUCUUAAAUGCUGCUACAGGACGACUAACUUAAUAAGCCUAAAUGAUUUUGAGUUGCGUUGGCAUUUCCUUAAUGGCUGAUCCAGCGAUGAUGUGGCCAUGAUUUACUGACUUUCAUUGAUGUACAGUAGUUUUUAAGACUUGUAGGUAAAUGGAAAGAAUGUUAAUUA